This is a messenger RNA of Aethalodelphis obliquidens (Pacific white-sided dolphin), 1010 nucleotides long. It is a transcript of the gene KCNE2, whose product is annotated as potassium voltage-gated channel subfamily E regulatory subunit 2. Gene Ontology annotation, molecular function: voltage-gated potassium channel activity involved in ventricular cardiac muscle cell action potential repolarization; potassium channel regulator activity; transmembrane transporter binding. Gene Ontology annotation, cellular component: voltage-gated potassium channel complex; membrane. The coding region runs from base 7 to 378 and encodes 123 amino acids. Lineage: Eukaryota; Metazoa; Chordata; Mammalia; Artiodactyla; Delphinidae. Gene Ontology annotation, biological process: negative regulation of delayed rectifier potassium channel activity; regulation of ventricular cardiac muscle cell membrane repolarization; regulation of heart rate by cardiac conduction. The transcript has a single exon. The record is from RefSeq and is a predicted model, not a curated record.
GGAAAUAUGCCUACUUCAUCCAACCUGACACAGACACUGGAAUAUGUCUUCAAAAGGAUUUUUGUGACUUACAUGGACAACUGGCGCAGGAACACAACAGCUGCACAAGAGGCCCUGCAAGCCAAGGUCGAUGCUGAGAACUUCUACUAUGUCAUCUUGUACCUUAUGGUUAUGAUCGGAAUGUUCUCUUUCAUCAUUGUAGCCAUCCUGGUGAGCACCGUGAAAUCCAAGAGACGAGAACACUCCAAUGACCCGUACCACCAGUACAUUGUGGAGGACUGGCAAGACAAGUACAAAAGUCAAAUUGUGAACCUGGGAGAAUCAAGGGCCACCAUCCACGAGAACACUGGUGCAGCGGGGCUCAGAAUGUCUCCUUAAUUAGCGAGAGAGGCAUACAGCCAACGUCUGACAUGCAAAUAUGAAGAGACGCCAGUGUCAUGGAGCCAAUCCAAGUUGCCAUGCUUAGAAGACACUAAGUUCCUCGCUCUCUGUUGAGAAUUUUCAUGGAGAUCAGGUGGCUGGUCAACUAAGACAGGGGACACUGCAAUCUCAGUGAUUUAUGCUUGCUCAUUGGAGAAGUAAUUUAUGCUGAAGACCUCUCUUCCUUUCCGUGCAAUGUCAAUGUCAUUUUAAUCAAUGUCAAUAGUGAAAAUAAAGCCAGAUUGGAAGUAACAUGCCUGGGCAGUGGCAGUGGGGUAGAAAGGAGAGAUUAACAAAUCAUUGAAUCUUCUUCCUCAUGAAACAUUUUGUUUAUGACUAAAUCAAUUUAUAAAUAACCCAGGUGUAUUACCCAGAAGCUGAGGUUCAAAAAUCUGUCACUUGCUCACUGGAUUGAUGUAGGAGCAUUUAUUUAUUAACUCAUGAAUGUAGAGUCUGAAGUGAUGAAUGAAUAGAACCACGGCGUUCCUUUAUGUGUCUUGUUUCCCUAGCAUUGAGUUUAUUUUUGGAAGUCUGAAGACAGAACAAACAUUUCACAAGGGCAAAGAGUCCACACCAGAGAAAUAGAAUCU